GGACCUCAGUUAACCUCACUUGGAAAAUACUGGUUUUGCCAAGAUGAUCCUCAAGAACUCUUCCAAUUCAACACUCUGGGCCUUCCUCUUUCAGAAUAUGGUCCAGGCACUACCUGGACAGCAGCUUGUGAAGAACCUAGAUUCCUGGCCCCCACCGCAGACUGCUCAAUCCGAACUGAUGAAGCUGGGGCCCUGGGUCUGGAUUCACCCUCCCCCACAACGAUUCUAAAGCACAAUCAGUUGGCCCCCAUCACCACCUCCUGCCCACACCCCUGCCUGCUAUCCCCAACGCGAGUCAUCAUGCCUCACGGUCAGCAGAGUCAGUGUGGCAAGCUUGAAGGAGGCCCUCUGGCUGAAGAAGAGGCUCAGGGCCUGGUGGGUGCACAGGUUCCUGUAGCUGAGGAGGAGGCAGCCACCUCCUCUUCGCUGUCUCCUUUGAUCCAGGGCACCCCAGAGGCUGUGCCUGAUGCGGGAACCCAGAGUGUUCCCCAGAGUUCUCAGAGCGCCUGCUCCUUCAGUGCCAUUGAAGCCAUUCCAUCAAGCGCAUCAAAUGAGGGCUCCAGCAACCACGAAGAGGGUCCAAGCACCUCCCAGGCUCCCGAGUUCUUGCUUGGUGAUGUGCUAAACAGGAAGGUAGUUGAAUUGGUGCGGUUCUUGAGUGUCAAGUAUGUAACAAAGGAGCCCAUCACAGAGGAAGAAAUGCUGACGAGUGUCAUCAAAGAGCAUAAGGAUCACUUCCCUUUGAUCUUCAGCAAAGUCUGUGAGUGCCUGGAGAUUGUCUUUGGCAUUGAAGUGAAAGAAGUGGAUCCCACCAGCCACACCUAUGUGCUCGUCAAAAUACUAGACCUCACCUACGACGGGAUGCUGAGUGAUGCCCGCGGCAUGCCCAAGACCGGCCUCCUGGUACUUAUCCUGGGGAUGAUCUUCUUGGAGGGCAACCGUGCCUCCGAAGAGAAAGUCUGGGACAUGCUGAGUGUCAUCGGGGUGCAUGCUGGGCAGGAGGAUUUCAUCUACGGGGAGCCCAGGAAGCUGAUCACCGAAGAUUUGGUGAGGGAAGAGUACCUGGAGUACCGGCAGGUGCCCAACAGUGAUCCUCCCAGCUACGAGUUCCUGUGGGGGCCAAGGGCUUAUGCUGAAACCAGCAAGGUGAAAGUCCUGCAGUUUUUCGCCAAGGUCAGUGGGGCCGACUCCGCUUCCUUCCCAUCCUGGUAUGAGGAAGCCAGGAGAGAUGACGAAGAGAGAGCCCAUGUGGCUGAAGAUGAUGCUGCCAUGGCCAGUGCAAGUCCCAGCGUCACAUCCAGCAGCCUCUCCGGCCCUGAGUGA
Molecule: messenger RNA, 1323 nt
Organism: Camelus dromedarius (Arabian camel)
Lineage: Eukaryota; Metazoa; Chordata; Mammalia; Artiodactyla; Camelidae
Product: putative MAGE domain-containing protein MAGEA13P
Exons: 2
Coding region: 301-1323 (340 amino acids)
Biological process (GO): negative regulation of transcription by RNA polymerase II
Cellular component (GO): nucleus
Source: RefSeq, a predicted model, not a curated record